This is a messenger RNA of Acanthocheilonema viteae, 2940 nucleotides long. The record is from the annotation of a GenBank genome assembly. Lineage: Eukaryota; Metazoa; Nematoda; Chromadorea; Rhabditida; Onchocercidae.
AUGUCUGUUGAUACGAUAGAAGAUCGUCGCGGUCCUCAGUUGCUGCGACAUUUCAUGGAACUUGUUCGCAAUCAAAAUUCCUACUACAUGAAUCGAGUGAAAGUAAAUGAGGAUUUCCGGCAAGAUAUGGCCAAGUUGGAAGAACGAAUGAUGACACGAAAUGCAAAUCGAUGUGCCCAACGGAAUACACUUUGGGAUUUAAAAGGCCAGUUGGAAGCAAAUGAUGAGUUUACACGCUGCGCCUCAGGACGUCGAUCGUCAGGACGUGAUUCAGUGAAUCUCGGUAGUCGUCUGUCGGGUGUCAAUUUAGGCAAUGUCAAUAAUGCACUUUUAAUGGAUAAUGAUCCGUUAAAUGAAUUGGCUACAAGUACAGCUUUUUUCCCAGAUCUUGAUUUUACUCAGUCCGGUUAUUUAUAUAAGAAAAGUAAUAAGAAAUUGCAUAAACAGUGGCAGAAACGUCGUUGCCGCAUUGAAGAUGGGCACUUCUGGCUUUCGCAUUCUGAUGAAUCUGUACCACCAACAAAACUGAGCCUACUUGUGUCGGAUUGUAAACCGUCAGCCGAUGAUCCGAAAUCUUUCGAUUUAUAUUGUCGUGAGAGGACAUAUCAUUUGCAGGCUGAUUCAGAAACUGAUGCAAAAAGAUGGAUGCUGGCAUUAAAACGAGAAAUAACAAGAGUUAAGACCAAAAUGCUGUCCGCUGAAACACCGCAGGGAAGUGAAGGCGGUAGUAAUGGUACUAUUUCGGAAGUGUGCGAAAGAAAAAUGUGUGUUGCAAAAGUACGCCAGCUUCCUGGUAAUAACAUAUGUGCUGAUUGCUCAUCAAAAGAAGAUGUGCAGUGGUUAUCAAAUAUUGGUGCACUAGUGUGUAUUGCUUGUAGUGGUGUACAUCGUGAAUUAGGUGUUCAUGUAAGUAGGAUACAAUCGCUAAAUUUGGAUGUUAUAUCACCGCUGGAGUUUUUUGUUCCACUUUCAUCAGGUAAUGUUAUGAUCAAUCGUUUAUUCGAAUAUGAUGCAGCUAAAUGUGCAACAUGGAAACCAGUUCCGGGAUGUACAAGAUUUGAUCGUCAGCGUUUCAUCCAAAUGAAAUAUCGCGAUCGCGCUUUCGUACAGAAACUUGAUGAUCCUGAUGCAUUUCUAGCUGAAGCAUUUAAUAAUUGCGAUUUUGAGAACGCAUAUAGAGCAUUGCUCAGUCCAAAUUUAACGAAGAAGCCAUUUUUACGAAACGGAUCAUUUCAUCAAAUGGUUCUAUGCGGAACUUCCUUAUCGCUGCCUCUUGCGGAUUUGGUUAUACAGCUAAGAAUUGAGAUUUCUGAUAUGGAAGCGAUAAUGAUAGAUUGCAUCCACUCUGGGAAUGCCGAUAUGGUAGCCGUUUUAUUACGCUACCGCUCUUUAAGUUCCACCGUUCGUGGCAUACAUCUGAAUUCACUUAUUACAUGUUCUGAGAAAGCUCAACAAAAGAAAAUAACUGAAACGUUGCGGUCACUGAAGUUGGGUGAUAGUACGCAAGCGCAAAAUGUGACUAUUCCACCAAUUUUGUUUGUUUCUACACCAGAUUCAACAUCGUUGAGUCGAUCGUCAUCUUCCAUUUCUCCUUGUCCGCAUCUUCCAUCUGAAUCAACUAUUUCUCAGAAUUUCACAUCUAAACCAGUUAAUGUUCUCAUGCGAAAUGGUACCACUAUCUCGGUCCCACAAUCAUCUUCAUCUACAGAAGACACCAGAGUCAAUCUCUUAUCUAAGCAAAUUUUUGCUGAGAAUGAACCUGUUUAUUCUUCGGUUGAAGGAGAUACGGUCCAGGUCAUUGCUUCGGGAUGUCCUUCAUUAGACAUUUGUGUUCAUAAUAAUACACAACCGACCAGUCCCAUGAACUACAAUGGCGAAAGAGAUUUACUGGAAUUCGAAGUACCCCUCGGUACUUCGGCGCCAUCUAGUAUUGCCCCGCCAAUCAGAACCGCUAUUUCAAACCAUUACUCUGAGACAUUACCGACUUCUUCCACAUCACCGAUUUCGGCUCUCCCGAUGCAAAAGAAAGCAAAGUGUUAUGUUCGAUCAACUAGCGAAUACUCACAAACAAUGAAUCAUUCUGAAGAAUCCAGUAAUAGGUCGGGCACGAUUAGAUCUCUUCCUGGACAUCUUGUUCCACAAACCAGUUCCACUAAAGACGCAGUAGCGAUUGAAUACUUUGAAAUUUUGCUCCACGAAUAUAGUAAGGGUGAGUGCAAGCGAAGCUUUGGUAAUUGUACUGACAUUUUAGGUAGUGAUGGAGUAGUAGAAACAACAUUCCCGAUCGUUGCUUCGAUGAGUCGUAAUCCUCUUCGUUUGAAUACUCAGAUGCAGGAGAUGAAUAUAUAUGUAGUCGCUCCUGGAAAGGAAGAAAUAAUUAAUAAAGAGAAAUGUGUUGCAGAAACGCCGAAUGAAAGGGAAGGAUUACCUUACAUUUAUAAGAUUCAAGGUCAAAGACUAUUUGAGAAUUUCCUAUAUGUUUCAGAAUGUGUUAAAGCAACUUCAUCGGCUUUUGAUCAGGCACUUGCAAAUUUUACGUCGUAUGAUGAAUAUCCUCGCUCUUCUCCAAAUUCGUUAGCAGCGAAUGGUUUACAGAGGGAAAUGCCUCGAUAUAUAUCGAAAAACACGCGGUUAACACGACCGGCACCUGUACCACCAGCAUUAAUCGGUGUCAAACUAAAACCGCCGAUCCCGGCGCCAAGACGUUUUCCAUCCCUCACCAGAGGAAAUAAACAGAGAGAUAGUGCGCGACGCUGUCGAGCUUUAUAUGAUUGCAAAGCUGAUAAUUCUGAUGAGUUAUCAUUUCGUCAAGGUGACAUAAUAGUGAUUACGAAAGAAAAAAUUACUGGUGAAAAUGAUACCUGGAUGGAAGGAUAUUUAGAGAACAAUCCGUUGUGUAAAGGUGUAUUUCCGACAACAUUCGUCACAUUCCUUUCUUGA